AUGGAUUUAAUUGAAUUUGCCGAGCGGGGAAUCAUCCCAGAUUGUGCGAUUCGUAGCGGUAUUCGCAGAAACAUCCGUCGACGACUGGCCGAGAUCGAAACCGGCGACUUUGAGGCGCGGCCACGUCAAUUGGCCGAAUUCGUUCGUAAUCUGCGAGGUGGGCCACUAGUGGUGGAACAGGAAGCCGCGAACGAUCAGCAUUAUGAGGUCGCGGCAGACUUCUAUUCACAGGUGCUCGGACCUCGCAUGAAAUAUAGUUGUUGCCUCUAUCACGCCGGGGUAAGCACUCUGUCAGAGGCGGAAGAUCGCAUGUUGGAGGUCACAUGUAAGCGAGCCGACAUCCAAAAUGGAAUGAGAGUUCUCGAUCUUGGUUGUGGAUGGGGAUCUCUUACGCUGUGGAUUGCCCAGCACUUUCCCGAAUGUAAGGUGACUGGGCUCUCAAAUUCGAAGAGCCAACGCGAGUUUAUUCUGUCUCACGCCGAGAGCUUGGGGCUCGGCAAUGUUACAGUUAUUACCGCCGAUAUUCGGGAUUUCGAGCCCGAUCACACCUUCCAUCGAAUCGUUUCCGUGGAGAUGUUCGAGCAUCUGCGCAACUAUGAACUACUCCUGAGACGGGUAGCCAAAUGGUUGCAUGAUGCAGGGAAGCUAUUCGUGCAUGUCUUUUGUCAUCGUCACACGCCCUAUCUCUUUGAAACCGAAGGGGCCGGGAACUGGAUGGGGCGGAACUUCUUCACCGGUGGAAUGAUGCCCUCGGAGAACUUACUGCUGUACUUUCAGAAUGAUCUGGAGCUUUGCGAUCAUUGGCGGAUGAAUGGAGAACACUAUUCGCGAACCUGUGAAGCGUGGCUUGCGAAUCUCGAUAGCCAUCGUGAUCAAGCAACAGAGCUCGACACAUUAGUGAGGUCCAGUUCUCCGGCCACGCGACUCAUUUCGAUACUGCCGCGACACUGUGCGGGAGUCUAUACUGCCGAUUGUUUCUUGUCCGCAUUCAUGAUGAGCAUCGGUAAUCCAAUGGCACGAAUAACUUUUGUCUUUGCUGCGUUUCUGAUUGUCCUCGGUCUUUUCGGCUACUUUGGUGACAGUGGAGGUCAGGGGGCGGUAGAUCCGGAGACAAUUCCCAAUUCUAGCGAAACCCAGCCCAGCGCGGGCGAGCCUGCACCUAGCAAGCGAUCGGUAACGGCCUUGAUUCCUGCAUUCACAGGAAUUCUUUUGAUGCUUGCUGGCUUAAUCGCCCUGGUUGAAGGAUGGCGAAAGCAUGCGAUGCACGCCGCAGCGGCCAUCGCCCUGCUCGGGUUCAUCGCCGCAGGGGGGCGGAGCAUUAUGGGGCUGGUGAAACUGGCCUCCCCCGAGGCAGAUGUAAACAUUCGAAGCCUGACCUUCGUUUGCAUCAUGGCUAUUCUCUGCGGUACUUAUCUGGUCCUCUGCAUCCGGUCAUUCAUUGAGGCUCGGCGACAAAAACAAUUGGCGACCACGUAA
Molecule: messenger RNA, 1476 nt
Organism: Cladocopium goreaui
Lineage: Eukaryota; Dinophyceae; Suessiales; Symbiodiniaceae
Source: the annotation of a GenBank genome assembly